AUGGUUACUGCUACUACUGUUCAUAAACCACAUGACGUCUCCCGGACGCUCAACUGCUUCACACCUACAGACGGAGCACUGUAUAACCACUUGUGGUAUUUUGACUCUCCCGAAGACAAGCCGAAGAGUAACGUCGGUCAUGAGCUACACCCAGCUAUCAUACGUUUUCAGAGCAGCGAUACGGAGUUCAUCGAAGAGGAAAGGGUUAAAAAUGUGUAUGAUAAGGUAAUGCAGGGGUUAAUAAAAGCUACGAGUACGAACAGGGUUUUCAUUUCUGAUCAUAUCACCAUCGCAAAUACAAUUAGUCAAUUAGUACGCAAAAGACGCAACGCAGAUCAGCACUGCCUGUACAUGUCGACCAAACAUGCAAGGCCUCCAUCGCGCGCGUGUACUAUCACCUUGGUGUGGACGCAGAACAUCUUGUCAAAGGCAGAGUCCGCAUCAUCAACGUUUGACGUCUAA
Molecule: messenger RNA, 462 nt
Organism: Fomitiporia mediterranea MF3/22
Lineage: Eukaryota; Fungi; Basidiomycota; Agaricomycetes; Hymenochaetales; Hymenochaetaceae
Exons: 3
Coding region: 1-462 (153 amino acids)
Source: RefSeq, a predicted model, not a curated record